ACGAAUGUUGAUCCGCCCACGCGCACAUCCCGGAAACGGAAAUAUCAGCAAAAUGAAGUAUUAUUCGAAAAUCUGAACUGGGAAUUAUAAAUCUGUAUGUUUCUGCCGUUCCCGGAGGCCAGGUCGACGAAAAUCUGUUUUUGUCAAUUGUUUACAGUGUACCUCUCAGAAACAUGAAUGACUUUGCAGUUCUCAACACCGGACGAAAAAUGCCCCUCCUUGGCCUAGGAACGUGGAAGAGUGAGCCUGGAAAGGUGAAACAGGCAGUGAUUUGGGCCUUGCAGUCUGGGUAUCGUCAUAUUGACUGUGCUGCCAUCUACGGCAACGAGGUUGAAAUCGGAGAGGCUCUACAGGAGACACUUGGGCCUGACAAAGGGCUUAGGAGAGAGGAUGUGUUCAUCACCUCCAAGCUAUGGAACACACAGCAUCACCCUGAAGAUGUGGAGCCCUCUCUGCUAAAGACCCUGAAAGACCUGAGGCUGGAAUACCUGGAUCUCUACCUCAUCCACUGGCCCCACGCUUUCCAACGAGGUGAUGUACCGUUCCCUAAGAAGGAGGAUGGAAGCAUGCUGUAUGACGAAAUUGACUACAAACUGACGUGGGUUGCCAUGGAGAAGCUGGUCGAAAAGGGUCUAGUCAGAGCCAUUGGUCUCUCAAACUUCAACAGCCGACAAAUCGACGAUGUUCUCUCGAUUGCCAGCAUCAAACCCACCGUGCUGCAGGUGGAGGGACAUCCAUACCUGGCUCAGGUGGACUUGCUAGCACAUUGUCGAGACCGAGGCCUCGUGAUGACGGCUUACAGCCCUCUGGGCUCUCCAGAUCGAACAUGGAAGCAUCCGGAUGAACCUGUCCUGUUAGAUGAGCCAAUCAUUGCCGCUCUGGCCAAGAAAUACAACAAGUCCCCUGCGCAAAUCAUUCUAAGGUGGCAAGCCCAGCGAGGAGUGGGAACAAUCCCUAAAAGUGUAACAGAAUCCCGUAUCAAAGAGAAUAUCACGGUGUUUGACUUUUCCCUCGAGGCAGAGGAGAUGAAAAGUAUAGUGGAACUGAACAAAGGCUGGCGUUACAUUGUUCCCACUAUCACGGUUGAUGGGAAGCCUGUUCCCAGGGAUGCAGGACAUCCACACUACCCAUUUAACGACCCCUAUUGACAUCUCACACUGCCAUUCCCGCCUGUGCCUUGGGAAACGCUCCCUCAACACGCUCCAAGAUGGUUGAAUUUUCUAAAGACUUCAUCUUUUUCAUGGAUCCUGAACAUUGAUCUGACAGGACUGAAAGUCUCUGGAAAUGGGAAUGUUCAUAGGUGACGUGUCAGAUGAUUAGUCAUAGAUUAGUAAACAAGAGCAUGAUUGAGACAUCACAUACUCAUCCUUAAUAAAAGUUUUCAUAAACGCCUCA
Messenger RNA from Osmerus eperlanus (European smelt), 1395 nucleotides. RefSeq names its product aldo-keto reductase family 1, member A1b (aldehyde reductase) (gene akr1a1b). Gene Ontology annotation, biological process: aldehyde catabolic process. The coding region runs from base 174 to 1148 and encodes 324 amino acids. NCBI's taxonomy places the organism in Eukaryota, Metazoa, Chordata, Actinopteri, Osmeriformes, Osmeridae. The transcript has 9 exons. Gene Ontology annotation, cellular component: cytosol. Gene Ontology annotation, molecular function: aldose reductase (NADPH) activity. The record is from RefSeq and is a predicted model, not a curated record.